This is a messenger RNA of Gadus morhua (Atlantic cod), 3759 nucleotides long. RefSeq lists its product as uncharacterized. The transcript is spliced from 6 exons. The coding region runs from base 1273 to 3729 and encodes 818 amino acids. Lineage: Eukaryota; Metazoa; Chordata; Actinopteri; Gadiformes; Gadidae. The record is from RefSeq and is a predicted model, not a curated record.
AGCACAUUUAAAACCAAACUGCCCAUGCAUUUAGAUCUAAUGGGGAACAUUUCGGAACAUUGAGACGUCGGCAUAAUGAGGCCGGGGCCAACGUCAUCUAGCUGGCUUAUUACAUAGGUAACACAUAAUGAUGCUGCUCGCUAGAGAAGCGACCACAACCCACAAAAUUUGAGAGACACUAUCAAAAGCUUCAUAACUUACCUGUGUUUUCGAUAAUAACACGCCACUCAUUUGCUGUUGUUUAUGUUUUUGAUUCCGUGGUCAUGUAAAAAAGACGGUUGAUGACCAAUGCAAUCGAGUGACAAGUCACCGUCACCGAGCCGCACGUGCGGGGACGAAUCAAAUCAUGGAUCUAUCCCAUUGGCUAGCUAGCCCGAACAGCCUUAUUCUCAUUGGCUGUAAGAGCUGUAGAUGGAAUCGGAUUGAGUUAUUAGGGUGUGCGGCGCGCACUUUGUGCAGAGAUGCGUUCAGGGAACGGAGUGUACUUCAGGGAAAACCUAAGCGUUCUACUACCCAUGGAAAUAUUGAAUUGCUAUAUCCCAAUCCCAGCGAUUUAUUGGGGGGGACAUUUUGGGCAUAUCUGAACAUUGGGGGGGACUUGUACCCCCCAAUGUAUAUGGCCGCUACGCCUAUGCAUUGUGGUACGCGGAAAAUUCCUUUUCCCUCCUUUCUUUGCCUGUUGAGAACAGGACGGACGGUUUGGGUUUUUUUUUUUUAAAGAAAAAUUAAAAAAGACCGUUAACCACGUAAAUGUGCGCCAAUUUUAAAUUGGGCUCCUCCCAUUGGCAGUCAGGUAGGAAGGCGGGAACAUGGGCGGGAAGUGCACUGCUGCUGCGCCUGCGCGACCACACAGUCAAUCAACACUCAGCGAGAGCGGGAAGAGGCUCUCUGAGUUAGCUCAUUAGAGCUAACAUGGCGAAACGUCGUGGACCGUAUAAAAGAUAUUUGGAGGAUUACACUGCAGAGAUCCCAAGGACUACGAAACACAGAUGGAGAGUAAAAGACAGUGGAGAACUACAGGAUAACACAGACGAUCUCAUGAGUCAGCCCAGUGCUUCCCACAGAGAAGGUAGAGAUGAUGUCAACAGCAGAAGCUCCUCCACAUCUAGGCUUUUAGAUACUGCCCUUCAACAGACUGCCAAUCAUGAUGAUGACAUCAGCACAGAUGGUCACAUGAGUAACACUUCAACCAAUGGAGAGAAAUAAAUCAACAAUUCCAGCUGUGAAGAUGAACUCAGUAAUGAGAACUCCUCCACAACCAGCCUGCUGGAUAUGGACAUUCAAGAGAAUGAUGAUUCAGAUAACCAAAUCCAUACAGAAGAACACUGGAGUAACACUUCCAACAGUGAAGAUGAUGAACUCAACACUAGGAACCCUACCACAAGCCAAUUGGAUGCGGACAUUUCAGAGAAUGAAGAAGUCCUGUCACAUUCUGAAGAGGACUUGAUUGAUGCCGCCAGUAAUGAAGGUGAAAACCAUGCUGAUGAUGAAGAUGUGACUAGAGAAAAGACACCUGAUUUUCCAUGGGGCAGUGCAGACAAGCCCCUGUAUCCCGGUGCACCUGUUUCAAAGGAAGAAAGUUUGUUGAUGCUGAUGUCGUAUGUGCUGCGGAACAAUUUAACAGGCAAAGCACUUACUCAUUUACUGGAACUCUUCAACCUGAUGUUUCCAGGUCUGAUUCCACCCUCACAUUACCUUUUCAACAAAGAAUUUGGAAGUUCAUCACAGCCUGAAGUUCACUUUUAUUGUGAAAAAUGUUUAGCAUACUUUGGCAUUAGUGCAGACUGUCCCUCUCAUUGUACCCUUUGCAACACAGUAUUUGAUGCCAACACAAGUUUAAAAAAGGGCUUCUACUUUCUUGUAAUUCCCCUUCAUGCACAGAUUAAACAACUUCUGCAGGAACAUGAUGUUAAUCUUACUGAAAAAAGUAGAUCCUUUGAUGUUUUAACCGACAUACAGUCUGGUGGAGAGUAUCAAAAAUUGUGUGACAGUGGAGUUCUUGGAAAAGAUGAUUUGACUCUGAUUUGGAAUUGUGAUGGUGCACCAGUGUUCAAAAGCUCUAAAUGCAGCAUUUGGCCGAUUCAGUGCCAGAUAAUUGAACUGGAACCAGAAAUGAGAAAAAGGCACUUUUUGAUGUCAGCAUUAUGGUUUGGGCCAACUAAACCAUCCAUGUUAACAUUGCUGACACCAUUUGUGAAAGAAGCUUCAUUAUUAGAGACUGAAGGUAUUGACUGGCAAGACAGACAAGGACACAGUCAUAUUUCUAAAGUAUUUGUGCUGAUUUGUAGCUCUGAUUCUGUGGCUCGUCCAUUGCUUCGCAACACUAAACAGUUCAAUGGUUUUUACGGCUGUGAUUUUUGCUUGCACAGAGGUGGUAAAUCGUAUCCAUACGAACAACCUGAACCCCCACGUAGAAAUGAGAGGGACCAUUUCAGUCAUGCAAUGUCAGGUACAACUGAUGAGCCAGUGUUUGGAGUCAAAGGGCCAUCUCCUUUAAUGCAGCUUCAACACUUCCAAAUGAUAAAUGGCUUUGUACCUGAAUUUCAACACAAUGUGUGCCUUGGAGUCACUCGGCAGCUCUCAACACUAUGGUUUGAUACAACAAACAGUGAUUCCCCCUGGUACAUAGGUAAAGAAAUGGCUGAAGUUGAUAGGCGACUUGUAAAAAUCAAACCACCUGUGGAGAUUACUAGGACACCAAGAUCACUGACUGAAAGGAAGUUCUGGAAAGCUUCAGAGUGCCGAGCAUUCCUCCUUUUCUAUUCACUACCUGUAUUGAAAGGCAUACUCCCUGCAAGAUUUUGGAACCAUUUGUUCCUACUGGUGUUUGGCAUAUAUACUUUAUUGCAGGAUACCAUAAAGACCAAAAGCAUCCAGAUGGCAGAGCUUGCUUUUACAAAAAUUGUCAUUGAGUUCCAAAGACUGUAUGGGAAAAACAACAUGACCUUUAAUAUACACUUGCUAACACACAGUGCUCAAAGUGUCAAACACUGGGGGCCAUUAUGGGCUGUAUCAACUUUUUCAUUUGAAUCCAAUAUGGGCACUCUUAAGAAGUAUUUUCAUGGAACACAGUGUGUCCCCUCACAAAUAGUUAGAACAUUUCUGUUGUGGAGAGAAUUGCCACAAAGGGCCAAGAACACUAUCCACCCAGAACAUGAAAAUGUACAAUCUUUUGUUGAAGAACUUUACUUUAAUAAAAGAAAAACAGAAAAUUGUGAAAUACUAAAUGAAAGUGUCAGAGGUUUUGGUCAUCCCCCGAUUCAAGAAAGUAUUAAAAUGUUAUAUAGGCUUGCCCUUGCAAAGUUGUGUGGAAAUCUAAGCAACUGCUUCUGGUCUUACAACCGUUUUUUGGUUGAUGGAGUUCUGUAUCACAGUCAAAACUAUGACAGACUAAAGAAGAGAUACAACAGUGCUGUAUGCUUGAAAGAUGGUACAUUUUGUUUAGUUACUGACUUGGUUGUUUUUAAACAGGUGUGUUCACAUCAAAUUUCUGCAUUCUGUUCGUGUGCUAAACUAUGUUGUGUUUUAGUCAAGGUACUUUCUAAAUCACACAGGCCUGUAUGUAAAGAUUCACAGAUCAAUGUACAAAGUACUUUCAUGUAUCAGGUUAAAAAGACUGAAACUGUUAAUGCUGUCUGGCCUGACAUGAUUAAAACAAAAUGUGUUCUUGUUGAAACAGAUGAUGCUGUGUCCAUAACACCAUUGCCAAACCCUUAUGAAAGGGACUAGAACUUGAUCAAUAAAGUCAAGUCAAAUGUU